CUAACCGGUGCACGCACGCACGCGCGGGCAACUGCUCGCGCGCGCGCACGCAGACGAAACACAGCAUUCAUUUCCUCGACAGACUCAACACAAUUUCCCAUUUUUAAAAAAUGGUAAACCUUCCAUUUGGAUAAUGUUUUUAUUUAUUUAUUUUUUUAAUAUUAUCAAGUUGGAUUAUUUGUUAUGAGGCGGCACACUCAAGCAGAUGUGUUGGACGGACGCUUCCUUUAUUUUUUGGAGGGGGGGGGGUGACGAGCGCGUGCGCGUACCCGUUUCCUAGCGAUGACGACAGACGCGAUUAUUUUGGCACGUGUGAAGACAAAUCCAACGUUCCACACCGAAGACAACACGGCGGACGCUCGCGCUGCUCUCCGCGUGGACCCGCUCGCCUCCCUCAGUGCGGACUCCGAGUCUGUGAUGGGAAAAAAGCUCCUGAGUGAAAGUGCUCGUCCUCCAGGUCAGCAACCCGCCCAUGCGGAUCCGGCCCACCUUGGCGCAUCUCUCCCACCUCCUGAUGGAUGUCGCAAGACUCCAUCGGCAGAGCCGCAGAAAAUACUGCUUCUCCCUUCAGCCGGAGGCGUCGUCACAUCCGAUGGCAAGCCUCUAGAUUGGGGCCUGAAUAAUCUCGCGAGCUUCCUGAAAAUCAGCCCUUACACCGCUGCAACCAUGUACCCCUUUCUUGACAUGGCGUACAAGGCCGCGCUCAUGGCCCGCCCGUCCCCAUUCCUAUACCAGCACUUAGCGUACCCGUCUUGGUGCCAGAUGUCAGAAAGCGGCUCACCUGAAGACGGACUCUUUUAUUUCCCCCGCUAUGUUCCCGCGCAUCUUUCCUCCCAUUUGGAGCCCGACUUGCGAAUGUACGCAUCCAGCCCGGCCGCUCUGUCGCCUCGGCGCUCGUUACGGGGGCAUCAGCAAACCUCGGCCUUCGGCGCCUCUCUGCGCCAGGAUACUCGAUGUUCCGCUUUUCCCUUUAACGAGUGCCAUCUUGGCAAGAGUAGCGCAAACUCCUCCCACUCCACAUCGACGAACGGCAGCUCUGCUCGCGAUCCGGUCAACGAGUUAGUUCCUGCGUUUGCCUCAGUGCCGCUUCCGGUGUCAACAACAGCAGACUCCUGGGAGAUUUCAAAGAUGAGCACCGCGUUGUCAGCCCAACGUUGUGGGUUUUCUCCCUUCCCUGUUGGCAGCCGCGGUUCUGAGCCAGAUCCCCCGAAACCAACCGGCAGCAGCCGAGAAAAGAGCGCCAGCCCAGAUCGCCGUACGACCGAGAAGUCCCCGUCGCCCGCGAGGAGAUCUGUCGAUGGAAAAGUGCAUCAACUGCCUUUGGAUCUUUCUGCCAAGAAGAUGAAAAGUUCGUCAAACGGCUUCCAGGCCAAAUCGGACUUCAUCGCCCAGUUGAGUUAUGGGCCCCAGACUGGAGAUGCGCAGUGCCUAAAAGAGGGCCUUUUUCCUCCUCCAACACGAUCAGCAAAGAGUUCAGAACCUCCCAAAGUCGUGAACUCUUUGAAUUUGGAUCAGGGUGCAGUUGGCAGCCCAUCCUCACAAAGAUCUCCCGAAUCCUUCUCUUCCACAAAGUUGGGCCGACAAGCGCCGCGCGUGACAGACAGUCAUCAGGACGCUCGCACCUUCUCGGGAAAACAAAUGUCGCCCAAUUUCCGAGGUCAAGACAACCGACCAAAUCUAUCCAAGCCACGACAGCCCGACGUUGAACUGGGAUCCACUUCCGGAGCGAUCCGCACUGACUCUUUUAUUCCACUUGGUUUAGGCUACAGCAAUAGCUACCUUCUUCCAUAUUCGACGGCAGACGACGCGUCCUUGCAGCGCACGUCCGUCUCGGGCAAAGGAGCCGGCCAACGCUACCCCGUCCUCCUUGGCCACGGCAGCGGUCUGACUCGCACGCCUACAAAACAGGGUCUGCCACACAGAGACGAUUCACCGGGUCCUUUGUCUCCUGCCGCCACCUUCGCAGACCUCAAACCACCGUCCAAAGGCCAAAACCGAAGCCAAGAAAGCCGACAAAAGCCGAGCCGGACCAGGAAACCCGAUCCCGAGCGCGGCGGUAGCGGCAGCCAACGGCCUUCAAACCAACCCUUGAAGUCUUUUUGCAAACGGUUCAAUAGUGUUAGCGAGAGCGUCGUUGGCGUCGACAUGCCUUUUGAAGACGUCGAUGAGACUGGAGGGCGACGGGGCGUCCGAGCCCCCGCGUCCCAGCCACAUCCGCUCCGUCGCAGGUGUUCUUCACCUCCUCCCGCUCCCAGCAAGGAAAUCUCAACGGAAGCUUCUCUUAGUCCAUCUCCGGAACUGCCCGUCCAGCAGACGAUGCAUUGCGCCCGAACGUCUCCUGAACAGUUCUCCAAAAAGAAGCAAAUCGGAGCCCCAAAUGGUUGUGACAGCUCGGCCAGAUGCGAACGUGGCGAAAGCGAUGGACUUGAUGAAAGCGAUGACGAGGACCGGCUCGAUCGGAGCCCGUCUUCGCACGUCGAUGCAAGUCGAGAAAGUUCUUACGUCCGCUGCGGUACCGCACAAUUCCUGAAGGGUGCGGCUGUUGGAUGCAGCUCUCAAUCGGAUGGUCCAGUUUUCACCAGGAAGACGACAACAACAUGCGGCGAUACGCCUUCGCGGGUGCCGGCUGACGGAGUCAACGCCGACACCGAGUCCUGCGUCUCCAGCAACCAAAGGGAACAAAACUCGUCAGAUGACGGCCGAAGUAUUCAUCUCAGGCAUCCCGAGUACGGGUGCGCCGUCGGCGAUCGCUUAGGUCAAGCUCCUUUGCCGGUAAAUAAUUCCAGGGCCAUCUUUCGAGACGGCGAGAAGAACAGCCCGGACAUCGUGGACGCGCAAGUUGGUGAGGGCAAGGAUACUCGCAUCAGCACCCCCACAGAAUCUUUUUCUGGCUCUUUGGACAGUCAACCGAAAUAUGAGACGGAGGAAUCUUGUGUUUCCCAAUCCAGCUGCCCUCGUCAAGAGCAGUCGAAGCUGAAGGAAAACCAGGACGACGAGACGGCGGCAUCGCCGUGUGACGCAAGUGGAGGCGAAGGGGGAUGGUUGGAGCUCUGCCAACAGAGCGAGGGGAGGGGCGGAGGCCCCGCUCCGGCACUCCGCGUCGACGCACAGAAAGAUGCACAACCAUCAAGCAUUUGCGUCACACCGGAGCACCACCGUGCAAAUGACCUUGUCGGCGAGGAUGGGUGCUCAUCAGAGAAGGAAGAAGGUCACAGAGGAGAAAGUCAAGAGGCUCCUCCUGUAACCGGCGUCGCUCGAUGUCACUGCAACAAACCGUCCUCCAUGAUGGACCUCGGCGAUUUGGAUCCCGACAUGGCGACAAACCACGAGCGCAUUUUGGGCCUGGAGACAUUUCACCAGAGCAGCGUCAGGUUGAAGCGAAGAAGAACGCAAGACAACGGGGCCGAGAACCCGUUCGACGACGAUGUGACACCGGAGGACAUGAGCAAGCAAAAAAGUUGCAUCGAGCUGAAUGGCCCAUGCAUCAAAAAGCCCCGUCUACCCGAUGAUGACGUGAAAGUCCGCAUGGCCUCGUCCCCGCCAGGCUCGCCUCGUGGCCCAAGACAGAUGGACAGUUGUAACCUCUGGCAGUCCUCCCACGUCGCCGCUUCCUGCCUCCAGGAGAAGCGUCAGAAGUUGAAGGAGAACCGCAGGGCCUCGUCACUCCUCCCGCUCUCAUCCGACGACGACGACCUCGGAAAGCCCUCGGGGAAACAUCUGUGCAAGACCAAGCACACGAGUGAGGCAGCGGAGGAGGCAGACGAGGAAAGAGGAGAUGGUGAGGGCGGGAUUGUGCGGGUUUCCUCCGACUCAUGCUCGCCACCUCCGCAGCCAAGCUUUGCCGUCGAACCUGCAGGAGAGACACCGUUGCUGCAUGCCGCCCGGUCGGGACACGAAGAGGCGGUGCUCGACUGUCUGCAGCGGAGGCUCUGCAACAUCAACCACAGAGACAAUGCUGGCUAUUGCGCCCUGCAUGAGGCCUGCACUCGAGGCUGGCUCACGAUUGUGCGCCACCUGGUGGAGCGCGGGGCAGACGUCAACUGCAGCGCUCAGGACGGAACCAGGCCGCUACAUGACGCCGUUGAGAACAACCACGUGGAAGUGGUACGUUUCCUGCUGGCCUGCGGCGCCGACCCCACCCUGACCUCUUGCUCUGGAAGAGGACCAAUAGACAUGACCGGCAGUGUUGCCAUGGAAACGUUCUUAGAGGAAUAUCUCGCUGAUCUCCAGGGAAGGCCGGAAGGUGAUUCUGGAAUCUGCUGGGAUUUUUAUGGCAGUUCCGUGUGCGAGCCAUCCACUGAGGGUGGAGUUUACAACAUCCUGGCCCACCCACCAGGGCCUGAAGAGGAGGAAGAGUAUGAGGAGGAAGAGACAGAACGGCGGCUCGGAAGGGAGGAGUUUGAAAUUGAGCUGUCAGACCAACCGCUGCUUCCCUGCUACACCCUGCAGGUUUCGCCGGCAACGGGUCCUCAGAACUGGCUCCUCCUCUGCGACGUCUUGGCUCAUCUUCAAAUGACAGCUCACACCUUCCGUCGCCUCUUCCCACAUCUCGAAGUUUUCACCAUCCCAGAGGCCGAGUUCUACUGCCAGACAUCGCUGUCGCAGCCUUGCGCGCAUCCUGCUCAACGGGCUUCUUUCAGAUCGGGUGCCAAGGACUGGCUGCACUUAGUGGAGGCUACACCGGAAAUGUCCGCCAUGCUUGGCUCCUCCCUCGAAUUUGUGAACGAGCAGGAGCCGCCGGUUGUCUCCAACAUAUCAUCUCCAAGGCCGGCCCCACCGCCAUCAUCAUUGCCGUGUGUCCCAGUUCUGCCAUCACAUGCACCCGUAGGCGGAGCUUCGCAAGGCCAAAGCCAGGAUUGUGCACCAGUCACUUCAGUGGAAAGGAAGGCAAAUGCGAGCAGCUGUGUCACACGCAACCAAGAGACCAUCAAUAUGUUGGAAGCUAAAAAUAAUACCGGUCCUUCCUCAAAAACGGACUCUGUUGCGUGUGAAGUACAGCACUUGCAAAAUAGAAUCACGGUAAGUACACACUGUGGUACCGAGGAGCACUCGCAAUGUGGUGAAAACACGGAUGUGCACAUGAGGAAUCGCAAUUCUCAGAAUGAGGACAGCGAGGGUGUUCCCCAAGUUGUUGGCGAAGCCUUGCAGAAAGUAAGCACCCGUGCAAUUGAUCAGAAGUGUCGAAGCUUACGUGACCUCAGCGGUCAGACUGUGAAGAUGGACGCCGCGUGGCGAAGACACUUGGCAAAUGUCAGAGUUCACAUCAGGGACUUGGGGAUGAAAUUUGCUGGAGGCCGGACCCCAAGCAAUGUGAUGGAUUACAGGAAGGUUGUUGACAAGGUCACUGAGAGCAAAGCAACUCAACUCAAAAAUCAGCCGGGGAGAUGAGAAGUUACAAAUGACCCUUGACCUUUGACAAACAUUUUUGGGGAGGACAACAUUCUUUUUUGGACAAAACAGCCAUCAUCAAAACAUCAACCAGCCAUGCAUUCAUCCAUUUUCUAUUGUGUCGUGUCUUAAUUCGGGUCACUCGUGAGCUGCAGCUGAUCCCAGCUGACUUUGGGUGAGAAGCAGGGUACACAUUCGACUGGUCGCCAGCCAAUCACGGACCGACCGUCCAACCAACCCAUACGAGGUGCUUAUACUGUACAUCGUGUAUACAGUCAAUAUUUAUGAGUGUGUACAAAAUAAUUUUUAUGCUCUGUAUAUUCUGUUGGUUGUCCGUUUGAUGCGGUUGCAGUGGUAAAUUUGUUCCAAUUCGGGAAUGUCGUUUGCUAUAUUUAUGUGGUUUUGUAUUCUGCUCCCCGUUGACUUUUUGUGCCAUCGCCCAACUUCAUGCCUCAUCAAAUAAACACAAAGGAGUAGAAAAGGAA
Hippocampus comes (tiger tail seahorse) is the source of this 5873-nucleotide messenger RNA. RefSeq lists its product as uncharacterized. The coding region runs from base 283 to 5388 and encodes 1701 amino acids. The transcript is spliced from 12 exons. The record is from RefSeq and is a predicted model, not a curated record. Gene Ontology annotation, biological process: negative regulation of transcription by RNA polymerase II. Gene Ontology annotation, cellular component: nucleus. Gene Ontology annotation, molecular function: protein binding; transcription corepressor activity. NCBI's taxonomy places the organism in Eukaryota, Metazoa, Chordata, Actinopteri, Syngnathiformes, Syngnathidae.